AUGAGCGUGGUCGAGAAGGUUGGGGCAGGCAAGGGACGGAUCCAUGUUCGCUCCGAUGGGCAUGAGGCGGUCUUCUCUGAGCUCUCAUACUCCUACCCACUCAAGCUCUUGUCUCCUCGACUCGCUCGUCCAAACCUCGCUGUGGUUUAUGUUCUUACAUACGGCGGAGGUCUGGUGGAUGGUGACAGUGUAGACCUCGAAGUCAAUGUGAAUGACAGGACGUCGCUGGCCCUCCUCACCCAGGGCACAACGAAAGUGUUCAAAGCGCGACCAGGACAACGUUAUGCACGUCCUACGGGCCAGGAACAGCUACGUCUGGAGACAUCACAACGUGUGACUGUGGUGGUCGGCUCUGGCAGCACCAUAUUCCUCCUCCCCGACCCCGUUACCUGUUUUCGCUCGGCGAGUUAUAACCAGAUUCAAACCUUCAGGCUUGCGUCGGAUGCUUCAGCGGUACUUCUCGAUUGGAUAACGUCCGGCCGAAAGUCGCUUGGGGAAGACUGGGUCUUCAGCAAGUACCUCAGUAUCAACGAGCUAUUCAUCUGCGGAAAACGCGUGGCGCGGGACGCAGUGCUCCUGGAAGAGGAAGACGAGAGCAUCAAAGCUUUGCCCUUUCGUUCCCUGGCGGACCGGCUCAACCCAUACUCUUGCUAUGCGACCCUCAUCCUGUAUGGGCCACAGACGACGAGUACCAUAGAGCACCUCUCAGUAUGCUUCAAUGCGAUCACCGUCUUCAAGCACACCUCCAGACCAAGCACAGUGUGGUCUCUGACUAUACUCGAUGGCGGAAAGGGAUGUGUAUUGAGAAUAGCUGCACGGACAGCAGAGGACGCACGGACUUGGCUGGGGGAAGCCCUGUUGCCGUUAUGCGAACUCAUCGGGGAGGACAUGUAUAACAGGACCUUUGGGCGGUGA
Messenger RNA from Phanerochaete carnosa HHB-10118-sp, 915 nucleotides. RefSeq lists its product as uncharacterized. The record is from RefSeq and is a predicted model, not a curated record. The transcript has 2 exons. The coding region runs from base 1 to 915 and encodes 304 amino acids. Gene Ontology annotation, molecular function: nickel cation binding. Lineage: Eukaryota; Fungi; Basidiomycota; Agaricomycetes; Polyporales; Phanerochaetaceae.